AUGGAGGGACAAUGGGAGCAAGAACCGAACGAUGAUGUGAACACUGAGCUUGUCCUCGGCAUCGGAAGCCCUGGUGAGUACAGCCUGAUGUUGCAGGAUCUUAGAGUUGAUCCAGAUGGCAUGCUUGGACUUGUGAAGAACACCAACAUGGGCAAAAAUGGUGAUGGUAGCACAACAGCUAUUGAGCAAGACAAUAGCAAUGACACCACGAGGAGAGCAGACUGGAGUGGAAGGCGUCACAACCGAGACCAAGUGCAUCAGCUCGAAAUUGUGUUCCGGAAAAACCAACAUCCUUAUGAAAAAGAGCGUGCGGACCUUGCGAGGAGGCUUGGCAUAACUCAAAAGCAGGUCAAGUUCUGGUUCCAGAACCGACGAACCUCCCAAAAGAUUCAGGGACAGAGGAAGGAGACAAAUGAGCUUAGAGAAGAGAAUGAGUCGCUAAAAGCUGAACGCCUAGCCCUCAUGGCCGCAAUAGAGGAUAGUAGGUGCCUCACAUGCAGUAGGCGGAUGGUACAAGCUGGCGAAACCGCCCGGCAGCAGUUGCUCUUGGAGAACACGAGGCUUAGGGAAGAAAUCCAGAAAACAAACGCCUUCCUUCAAACAGUCUCCAUGGGGACGACGCCAAGACUAACGGCCACCAGGAUUCUGUUUAAGGCGUUUCAGGCGGCACACAUGCGUAGCUAA
Lolium perenne is the source of this 684-nucleotide messenger RNA. RefSeq names its product homeobox-leucine zipper protein ROC1-like. Lineage: Eukaryota; Viridiplantae; Streptophyta; Magnoliopsida; Poales; Poaceae. Gene Ontology annotation, biological process: regulation of DNA-templated transcription. The record is from RefSeq and is a predicted model, not a curated record. Gene Ontology annotation, molecular function: DNA binding; DNA-binding transcription factor activity, RNA polymerase II-specific.